This is a messenger RNA of Paecilomyces variotii, 3282 nucleotides long. RefSeq lists its product as hypothetical. Gene Ontology annotation, biological process: vacuolar proton-transporting V-type ATPase complex assembly; ubiquitin-dependent protein catabolic process. The transcript has 3 exons. Gene Ontology annotation, cellular component: anaphase-promoting complex. The record is from RefSeq and is a predicted model, not a curated record. Gene Ontology annotation, molecular function: ubiquitin protein ligase binding. NCBI's taxonomy places the organism in Eukaryota, Fungi, Ascomycota, Eurotiomycetes, Eurotiales, Thermoascaceae. The coding region runs from base 1 to 3282 and encodes 1093 amino acids.
AUGGCAUCCUUCGUUGAGGACCUGUGGUCCAGCAUCUUCACUCCCGGGCCAACCUCGACCCUUCUGGUCGCAACCAACGCCACAUUUGCCGCUCUUCAGGUGCUGCUCUUCGCCCUUCUCAUCGCGACCUACAGCAUCCACUUCGUUAUCCUGUCCUUUCUCUCCGGUUCCCUUUGGUGGUCCAUUAACUGGUUUGCAAGGGAGGUCCGUGAGACGCAGGCGCGUGAGGACGAAAAAGCAAAACAACGGGAGGGCAAGUCAAAGUCUGAGGAGACACGGACACCUGCGGCGCUGGACAGCACCGAAAGUGACACGGAAACUGAGAGUCUUGCUGGCAGCAGACGGCUUAAGGCUUCUGGUCAAGUCGAUUCGAGUGGUUCCGCCGCUGAAAAGCCAGAACCUUCUGAAGAUCAAGAGCUCAGGAAGCGUCGCAGCCUCGGAGAGAGUUCUGGAUAUGUCAGUACGGACAGUGAAUGGGAAAAGGUCGAUGACAAAAAUCGUGUCUUCGACUCGGUCUUUUCUCCCGCGUCGCUAGACCACGCCACGGCUCCUCACCUCACCACUCCGCUGCUAAGUUUACUUGUUGCAGAUCAAUCAUUCGACUCUGCGACUGAGAUUGCCAGUCCGUCUCAAGACUACCGCUUAUCUUCCCGAGAUGAGGCUGCUUGGGAUAGAGCAUGGAAUGCAGCUACUGCAUUUCUGUCUGUUCCGGACAGGGGAUUUGCAAGUCUAGAGGCUUCAGAUGAGAUGGACGAAACUGAGUUUCUGAAGCAGUGGAACAGAUAUGAUCCGCCAUCGAAACAGACUUCGGAAGCUCUUGCUUAUCUAUUAAAGAAAUCACCGCUGAGAAAGGGCCCUCAAGCUGGAGCGGAAGAGCAUGAUUUGAUAGAAUGGUACGGAAAUGAAAUACGGAGGCAUUUCUUGGUGAAUUUUAGAGGGUCCCUUGUCCAGUUGUUAAAAGGGCCGGUGCAAGAGGGACUACUGCAUCAGAUUCUUCGUUACUGUCUCUUGAUGCGGAGGAUCUACUUCACCCAUCUCGUAGACUAUGUCUUGCCGCUGGUGGAUGCGUCCCAGCAAGAGGCUGUUUUUCUGAGGAUUCAGAGGAUCUUCCAUGCAAUUGUUGCGUUUUCUUUGCCUUCUGCUCCGAUCUCUUCGCUUCUGGCUGCGGAGUUGGCGAAGGAGGCCUACGUUAUUUUAGGGAUCGACACUGCAAGUGCAGACGACCUGGGUGAAGGAGACCUGGAUGAAGAAGACCAGGAUGCCAUGGAGCGAGACGACACGGAAGUCGAUAUAAAACACACGACUUCGUACCGUGCAUGGAGGAUGGAGGCUUCAGAGGAGGCUCGCGCUCAGAUGCUGAUAGAGGGCGAAACGGAGCAAGCUGCUGCUGCCCGGGAACGCCUGCUGCCCUUGCUCGCUGAUCUACAGACCGUGGGCUUAGGUGGUGAUAGAGCUCAAAAGGUCUUUGCGGGCGUUAUGAGCAACAUGAUGACAGAGUUUAUCAAGGAAGCCUACUCGGGCCAGUGGGAAGCACCGUCUCUGGUCAUACAACACCUGCGUCUGUGGGUGGAAAACGUCUACGCCCGGCUCGUGGUGGAGAUUCUUGCUAUCCUGAACGUGUCUGAUGGUCGUCCAAAACCACAGGGUCACCUUGACGUCCGUCUAGGCGACGUUGAGAAAUGGCAGGAGAUUGCUGUUGCUCGUCUGGGCGCUCUUCGGACAAGUGAACUGUUCGACGUCAUUGUGGAAUGGCCUACCAGCAGUGGCGCAAUUGAAGAUCUCAAACACUUUGCGGUCAGCCCUGCGUCGCGGUCUCAUAUAACAAACUCCUUCGUCGCCAUGCUUAAUCAGCGGUUGUUGCAACCAGGAGCCUCGACAGUCGAGAUUUUGCAGCUUUACAUCUCCAUAAUCAGAGCCUUCAACCUUCUCGAUCCAAGGGGGGUCAUCCUCGAUAGAGUUGCCCGCCCCAUCCGUCGAUACCUGCGGGACCGUGAAGAUGCCGUCAAGGUCAUUGUCAAUGGUCUUCUGGCAGAUCCAGUGGACGCUGAUGGGCAGCCGUCUGCUUCAAACAGUGAUACUCUGGCGGAGCUUGCUACCGAAUUAACCAAGGCACGAGAAGCGUCUCUCCGGCCCGAUAUGGGUGAAUUAGAUUGGGACGAUAUGAACUGGAUGCCUGAUCCGAUAGACGCUGCUCCUGACUACAAGAAAUCCAAGAAUUCAGAUGUUAUUGGCAGUUUGAUAAGUCUAUUCGAUUCGAAGGAGAUGUUUGUGAGGGAGUUGCAAAACAUGCUGGCCGACCGUCUGAUCAAGAAGCGUGCCGACUUUGAGCAGGAGACGUCAGUUUUGGAGCUGCUAAAGGUCCGCUUUGGCGACUCGGCGCUGCAGGCUUGCGAAGUCAUGCUGCGCGACAUAUUUGACUCGAAGAGAGUCGAUGCGGUCGUCCGGAACGACCAAAAACUGGCGCGCAGGCAGCCAUCACCACGCCAUGCCUCUCCUGGGAAGAAACCCGCGGUGGUUAAAGAUGUACCACAAUUACAUGCCAAGAUACUGUCUCGAUUUUUCUGGCCUAAUCUUCAGGAACAGGCUUUCAAGAUCCCAGACGAGAUUGUAUCUCUACAGGAACGUUACACCGCGGGCUUCGAGACUCUCAAGCAAUCCCGGAAGUUAACAUGGUUGAACGGGCUCGGUCAGGUCACAGUCGAACUCGACCUGGAGGAUCGGGUUUUUACAGAUGAGGUGACAACCUGGCAAGCAACUGUGAUAUAUGCAUUUCAGUCGGAAGAUGAGACCAAAUCGUCGACGAAGUCAGUUGCGGAACUCUCCCAGCAGCUCGAGAUGUCAGCCUCCCUGGUCCGCAGCGCUUGUCUCUUCUGGGUGAGCAAGCGCAUUCUCGUUGAAACUCAGCGGGACACAUUCCGCGUGUUGGAAGUGCUCCCCUCUGAAGAAGAGAACGAAGCGAUGGGUGUCUCCGAGACAGACAACGGCGAAGACGGAACCGCCGGUGCUGCGGCUGCUGCAGACGCAGCAGCAGCGGCGGCAGCCAAGGAGACGGCUGAUGCCGCUGCCAGCGAGAAAAUGAAACUGUAUUGGCAGUUCAUUGUUGGAAUGUUGACCAACCAGGGCGCUAUGCCUCUGCAGCGUAUCGUGAUGAUGUUGCAAAUCGCCGUCCCGGGAGGCUUCCCAUUCAGCAACGAGGAGCUACGGGAGUUUUUGGCCGGUAUGGUGACACAAAAAAAGCUGGAAAUAGUCAGCGGAGGGAACUACAAGAUUAUUCCGCAUUAA